UCUCUACGAGUCUUAACAGUCUAAAUCCAAAAGCCACUACCACAUUGGCUUUUCUUGCCUUUUGUUUAUGUGCUUCCUAUGCAAUUGUCUAUGUCUGCUACUUCUGCUCCCUCUUCUCAGUACCUGCAAAUGGGGGUGGAAUCAUACGUUGAAUUUCUUGUUAUUAUUUAAUAUUCUUCUCUCUUUCUACUCUCUUCCUUCUUUUCUUAUCUUUAAAUCCUCUCUGGGUAUCCUCCUGAGCAUGACUUUCUUGUUCUUUUCUAUUCAUCAAGUUCCACUCUUUCCUUGUGUUAACUCUAUGGUGCCCCUCCAAAUAUCAAUUCUUUUUCAUAAUUUGACCUCUUCUUCAUGAUAUUAUAGCUUCCACUUUCUGGGGGUUUUUGCUUUUUUUAAGUUCACUCAGUGACACACUCUUUGCCUCCUUUAAAGUUGUGAAUUUUGCUUUUGGUGGCUUCCUCUCUUACUUCCACUUGAGUCUCACUAGAACCUACUGCACUAGCUGUUCAUGGAAAUUGAUCUGAACCAUGAAGUGACUGAGGUUGAGAAGAAUGCAUUCUGUGAUAGGGAAUGUGAGAAAGGUGCUUGUGUCAGAUGUUGGUCCUCUUCAACUUGUUCGUCUUCUAGUUCCUCUUCAGCUCUUGUGUCUUCCUCUUACCUUGAGCUUUGGCAUGCUUGUGCUGGCCCUCUCACUUCUCUUCCUAAGAAAGGAAAUGUGGUGGUCUAUUUUCCACAAGGUCACUUAGAACAAGUUGCCUCUUUCUCUCCUUUCACACCAUUGGAGAUUCCCACCUAUGAUCUUCAGCCACAGAUCUUUUGCAGGGUUGUCAAUGUCCAACUACUUGCCAACAAGGAGAAUGAUGAGGUUUAUACUCAGGUUACUUUGCUUCCUCAGUCUGAGUUGUCAGGGAUGAACUCUGAGGGCAAAGAAGUUGAGGAAAUGGGAGCAGAAGAAGAGAGUGAUGAAAGAUCACCAACAAAAUCAACCCCUCACAUGUUCUGCAAAACACUAACUGCUUCUGAUACAAGCACUCAUGGGGGCUUCUCAGUUCCUCGUAGAGCUGCUGAAGACUGUUUUCCUCCUUUGGAUUAUAAGCAGCAGAGACCCUCACAAGAGCUUGUUGCAAAAGACCUGCAUGGUGUGGAGUGGAAAUUUCGUCACAUUUACAGAGGUCAGCCAAGGCGUCAUCUACUCACUACUGGGUGGAGUAUUUUUGUAAGCCAAAAGAAUCUUGUUUCUGGUGAUGCGGUGCUCUUUCUAAGGGGCGAAAAUGGUGAAUUGAGAUUGGGAAUCAGAAGAGCUGUUCGACCCAGAAAUGGUCUUCCUGAAUCAAUUAUUGGUAGCCAGAACUGCUAUCCCAAUUUCCUUUCUUCUGUGGCAAAUGCAAUAUCCACCAAAAGCAUGUUUCAUGUUUUCUACAGUCCAAGAGCAAGUCACGCGGAUUUUGUUGUUCCAUACAAAAAAUAUGUUAAAAGCAUCAAGAAUCCAAUGACCAUUGGUACAAGAUUCAAAAUGAGAUUCGAAAUGGACGAAUCUCAAGAAAGAAGGUGUAGUGGUGGCACUUUGAUUGGAACGAGUGAUUUGGAUCCCUAUAGAUGGCCUAAAUCAAAAUGGAGGUGCUUGAUGGUCAGAUGGGAUGAGGAUAUUGAGACUAAUCAUCAAGACCGAGUGUCUCCAUGGGAGAUUGAUCUUUCUGCUCCUUUGCCUCCCUUGAGCAUUCAGUCUUCCCCAAGACUGAAGAAACUGAGGACAGGUCUACAAGCUGCCUCACAGAGUCACCUCAUCACUGCAGCAGGAGGCAGUGGAUUGGUGGGCUUUGAGGAGUCUGUAAGAUCACCUAAGGUCUUGCAAGGUCAAGAAAAUGCAGGUUUUGUGUCACUCUACUAUGGAUGUGACACCGUAACCAACCGGCCAGGUUUUGAGAUGAGUUCUCCAAGUCAUCCAAAUCUUGCAUCAGCUGGAGUAAGAAAGGUUCCGUCUUCUGAGCUUAGUAGUGUUCACCCUUUCAGCUAUGCAGGCUUCAUGGAAACUAACAGGUUUCCAAGGGUCUUGCAAGGUCAAGAAAUGUGUCCAUUGAAAUCCCUGACAGGAAAGGUUGAUUUGAACCUUGGUGCUUGGGGAAAACCCAACCUAAGUUGCACAACUUUCAAUCUUCAUCAGGCAACCAAACCAAACUUUCAAUCACCAUAUUUUCCUUAUGGUGAUAUUCACCAAACUGGUCAAGCUAGCUUGUUUUGCUCAAAAAGCACCAGUUUCCAAAGAGAGAAUGUCCCAUAUAACAGUCCAUCUACUAAGGCAGGGAUCAUUAUAAAUGAAGUUGGAAGAUCAGAUCUCCCAAAUGAGCAUAAGCUGCAGGACAAUAUUUCUGCUGCUGCUGCUUCAUUAGGGGCUGCAAGUAUGGCGAUUCCAAAUGACAACAAUGUUCAGGGAAAGGUAAAUGCCUGCAAACUAUUCGGGUUUCCUUUGUCUGGGGAAACUACUAAUCAAAAUUCACAGAACAGUGCUAAAAGGAGUUGCACAAAGGUUCACAAGCAAGGCAGCUUAGUUGGAAGAGCCAUUGAUCUCUCAAGAUUGAGCGGCUACAAUGAUCUGCUGAGUGAACUAGAGAGACUAUUUGGCAUGGAAGGCCUUCUAAAAGAUCCUGAUAAAGGAUGGAGGAUCCUGUACACUGACAGUGAGAAUGACAUAAUGGUUGUUGGGGAUGACCCUUGGCAUGAGUUUUGUGAUGUGGUGUCCAAGAUCCAUAUAUAUACUCAAGAAGAAGUGGAAAAGAUGACAAUUGGGAUGAUAAGUGAUGAUACUAACAGCUGUUUGGAACAGGCACCAGUGAUUAUGGAGGCUUCAAAGUCUUCCUCGGUGGGUCAGCCAGAUUAUUCUCCAACUGCAGUUAGAGUCUAAGUUUCAGUGUUGUCUUUAAGUGUUUAUCAUGUUG
Abrus precatorius (Indian licorice) is the source of this 2930-nucleotide messenger RNA. RefSeq names its product auxin response factor 4-like. The coding region runs from base 506 to 2896 and encodes 796 amino acids. NCBI's taxonomy places the organism in Eukaryota, Viridiplantae, Streptophyta, Magnoliopsida, Fabales, Fabaceae. Gene Ontology annotation, cellular component: nucleus. The record is from RefSeq and is a predicted model, not a curated record. Gene Ontology annotation, molecular function: protein binding; DNA binding. Gene Ontology annotation, biological process: regulation of DNA-templated transcription; response to hormone. The transcript is spliced from 12 exons.